AUGACCAUUAAAGGGUUUAUAUCAUUUAUACACAAAAAAAUUCCUAGUACCAUUAAAAGAAUUGAUGACAUAAAAAGUUUUGAGGGAAAGAAGUUUAUAAUUGAUGGUACAUUUUUUAUUUACAAAUUUAUGUAUGUUGCUUGGAAACACAUAUUAAAUGACAAAAACCGAGACAGUAAGUAUAAAGCUAAUGAGUUAGGUACAUAUAUAUUAAUAAGGCAAUAUAUUAUUAAAAAAAGUAUAGAAUUAUUAAAAAAUCAACAUGAAUAUUUUAAAUCAUUAAAGAUAAAUACUCUUUAUAUAAUUGAAGAUAUUGGGGCUAGGUGUGAACUACAACCUAUCGACUUCAAAUGUAAAAGACAUGUAUGGAAAGAAAGGGAAACAAUACGAAAAAAAAAAAAAUUGUUCGAUAUAUUAAAUGCAGAUGCUCAUAAAAAUAUACUGAGUUCUUCUGAUGGAUUAAGCGAUACAAGUAGUAGUAACAUUGGGAGCAUUCUUAACGGGAGUUCAAAAAAAAUCACAAAUAUAAUUACCCCAUUUUGUGAUAAAAAAGUGAGUCCAAAUAAAAUAUGUGAAAGAAAAAUCGGAAAAAAAGAAAAGGUUGAGAUAAUUGUCGAUGAAGAUGGUACUCAUGAUUUGUUUAAAAAAAAUAUAUUUAUAAAAAUUAAUUCCCAGACUGCUAAUGAUAUAUAUAAUUAUCUGUUAUUGGAAAAAAUUCCUAUUUUUAUAACAAAAAAUGAUGCAGAAAAAGAGUGUGCGAUCCAAUGCUCUCAUGAAAAAGAUAUCGUUGUAUCUGAUGAUACAGAUGCAUUAGCAUUCGGGGCCCCCAAUUUAAUCAGAUUCAUAACUAAUAAAAAAAAAAGACAUAUAAUUAAUAAAGAUGAAAUUUUGAGUGAAUUGGAUAUAAAUUAUGAGCAAUUUAUAGAUUUUUGCAUUUUAUCAGGUUGUGACUAUAGUGCAAAAAUACCAGGCAUCGGUCCAGUAAAAGCUUAUGAAAUUAUUAAGAAAUAUAAAACUAUAGAAAGCUUUUUAGAAUCUAGUGCGUUUGAUAAAUAUUCUAAUACCAAACGCUUCAACCAAAAACUUAGUAAUGAAUCGAUGUCAUUAAAGGAUUAUAUCCUUAAUGAAUUUACAUAUGAACAGGCUAGAAAAAUUUUCUUUAAUUCAUACUAG
This is a messenger RNA of Plasmodium vinckei vinckei, 1173 nucleotides long. RefSeq names its product endonuclease, putative. The record is from RefSeq and is a predicted model, not a curated record. Lineage: Eukaryota; Apicomplexa; Aconoidasida; Haemosporida; Plasmodiidae. Gene Ontology annotation, molecular function: 5'-flap endonuclease activity; 5'-3' exonuclease activity; DNA binding. The transcript has a single exon. The coding region runs from base 1 to 1173 and encodes 390 amino acids.